UCGUUCCUUUUGCAUAAGGGUGGUGCGUAGUUUAAGCAGAGAGGGUGCGCAGGAUAAAGUUUACCGUCGCUUCAACAUGAUGCUUAAUAAUAAAAUUUUAUUUCAAUCAGCUUUGUUUUGCAUUGCUGUGGCUGGGGUUUUAGGCCAAGUUCCUAAAAAUCCUCCUACAUCCACGCCGGCGCCUCCGACGCCACCAGCUUCUACCCCGCCGACUACUCAGCCACCGCCUACACCCACCGCCACUCCACCACCGGCUUCAACUACUCCUCCUCCUGCUUCAUCACCACCUCCAGUGACGGCUUCUCCACCACCAGUUUCAACCCCUCCACCUAGCUCUCCUCCUCCAGCAACUCCACCACCGGCUUCUCCUCCCCCGGCUACUCCACCUCCGGCCACUCCUCCUCCGGCUUCUCCUCCUCAGGCCACUCCACCACCUGCUUCUCCUCCUCCUGCUACUCCUCCUCCAGCAACCCCACCACCAGCUCCUUUGGCUUCUCCUCCAUCCACAGUUCCUGCUCCCGCACCUAGCAAGAAGAAAGCUAAGUCUCCAGCGCCAUCACCCUUGACCUCAAGCCCACCUGCUCCACCAACUGAGGCCCCUGCUCCUAGCCUCGGAGCUUCUUCACCAGGCCCAGCUGGAACUGAUGUGAGUGGAGUAGGGAAAAUGUGGUCCAUAAAAAGUAUGGUGGGGAGCAUGGCUCUACUCAGUUUGAUGCUUUAGGCUAGUCUCUCCGUUCAUGUCUUAGCUAUGUUUCGUUUCAGUAUUGCUUAUUUACUUUCGGCCUUUCCAUAUGUUAUUGGCAGCAGUCUCUGUCUGACGGGGCUUUUUAGUAUGCGUAUUUGAGCUUACAUUUCAUAAUUACCAUAUAUUGUAUUGUUAGGGAGAUUUUUUUGAGGGGAGUUAUGGGAUAUGUUGGUGGCCACCCCCUUCUCUCAUGAUUGAUUUGUUUUUUAGUAGCCUCACGUUUCAUUAAUUACCACUAUCUUAUUCAU
Molecule: messenger RNA, 993 nt
Organism: Durio zibethinus
Lineage: Eukaryota; Viridiplantae; Streptophyta; Magnoliopsida; Malvales; Malvaceae
Cellular component (GO): plasma membrane
Source: RefSeq, a predicted model, not a curated record